Molecule: messenger RNA, 3594 nt
Organism: Planococcus citri (citrus mealybug)
Lineage: Eukaryota; Metazoa; Arthropoda; Insecta; Hemiptera; Pseudococcidae
Exons: 2
Coding region: 313-2466 (717 amino acids)
Source: RefSeq, a predicted model, not a curated record
AAAGCUUGUUGAUUGUUCAAGAAUCAAGAUAAUAAUAUUUUAUUAGAUAUUAAUGCAUUCCUUUGAUUUUGAUAAAUUUGUUAAAAACAAGAUAACUGUUCGCUGAAAUAAGUACCUAUUCGUAAUGUUGAAAUAGGCUGUUAGGUUUCUAGGUGAAUGAUUUAAUGAUUGAAUGUUGUACACUCAGUAUCGACGUCUGGUUCUAGGCAGCUGCCAGUUAUAUACUCCGGUUACUAAUAUUUUUUACUUUUGAUAUUUGUAUAGGCAUCUACAUAGCUAAGUACCUACAUAGUUUAUUUCAAUUCUAAAAAAAUGAAAACCGAACAAAUAUUCGUGUGUUUAUUUAUUCUUCUAUAUUGGUCUGACACAGUUACCUCCAACAUUUUACCCAAUAUAUUUCGUCGUAAACCAUCAACGCAAGGACCAUCUUCGACAAUAGAUCACCAGGUAGACCCACGGAUAUGUUAUAAGAAUCCAUCACAAAGAAAAGGAUUUGCAGCCAAAGUCGAACAAGUUGAUAUCGCAGCAUCUGGUUUUGAAGUCUUUAUUCAAAAUUGUGAUUUUUAUGCCGACAAGACCGAAUUGAUUCGUAACGUUACACACACCGAGACCAAAAUUAUUGUCAUCACCCUGGCCAAAGGUCGUGGCAAGACAACGAUUUUGAAUAUGCUUCACGCUUUUCUAGAAAUGCCAGUAGCUGAAAAUGGCGACAUUUUGGAGUUAAAUUCAACAUUCUCUUAUAAUUUUUUCGCUAAUGGCAAAGUCAUUUCUUCAAGAGGUAAUCUCGUGAACGUCUGUUUUGAUCCGCCACCAAUGAUUUCCCAGUUUCGGGAUGAUAUUUCGGACAGCUUGGGAAAAUAUACCAUAAUUCAUAUGGAUUUUUCCGAUAUUGAGUCCAGUAUAAACGGAGUUAGAUUUAAAAUCGUCGAAAUUUUCAAAAAAUUUACAUAUUUACGGCGCAGUAAAUACGAGAAGGAUUAUAACGAUCAACUUCACAAAAUUACACAGAGACAAACCAGUCAACACGAAUUAAUUAAAAGCAUUCCUCUUCUGUGCGAACUGCUGUUCAAAUUUCAUGGAAUGUACGUCAUGAUACUGAUCGACGAAUACGAUCGUUUUAUAAAUCAGAUUGUUUCACCACCAUAUGAUGAAAAACAUAUCGAUCAAGACCAAGAUGAACUUCUGCGCUUUUAUAGCAAUUUCUUGAUCAAUUCAGUUGAAACGAAUUCUUUCAUCACACGUGCCGUUCUAACCGGGACCGUUGCAGUGGCCAAAUUGACUAAAUUGCCGAAUUGGAACAGAGGUUCAUUUUUGAACAUCAUUAAUCUGCAGCAAAUAACAGAGGCGAUAUCCGAAGAAAUGGAUUACAGUGUUACAGUUACCACACAGCCAACUCGGAAUGAAGCAUACCAAAAAAUAAAUGAAAAAAAACCGCGAAACCAAGGAUCAAUUUCGCCAUCACAUUACCUGGUACAGGUAUGCACAAAAGAUCCACCAGAAAAAUUUGUACCACGAGGCAAAUUCGGAGCAAUUUGUCUCGGAGCAUCUACUUUUAAACAAUUAAUUCAAUAUAGCCAAUUUUAUGCCGAUAAAUCAGGAUUAAUUCUGGAAAUUAUGAACAAUGCACACUCGAUUAUUGUAAUUACUGCGGCACGACGUUGGGGCAAAUCAAUGAAUUUGGACAUGAUUCGCACGUUUCUAGAAGUACCUCGAGUAGCGAAGACGAAUGGCAUCAUUUCGGAUUCGGAUAUUAAUAAAACAUUCGCAUUCAAUUAUUUCGCAAAUGGUGUAGUCAUUUCUUCAAGAGGUAAAGACAUGAAGGUCCGUGUUAAUCCGCCACCAAUUACUUCCCAGUUUCCAGAGGAUAUUUCAAAGCACUUGGGAAGAUAUCCCGUAAUUCAUUUAGAUUUUGCACAGAUUACACCGGAUGUAAACGGUGUUAGAGAGAAAAUGAAAGAAAUUUUCACAAACCAUUUAUAUUUAAUGGAUUACAUUGAACAAAAGAGCACUUCCACGGGUUCUAAUGUUUGGAAAAAGAAGUUGGAUAGAUUCAACAGAGCUACAAACGGAGAAAUCAGUGAAGCUGAAGUAAUUACCAGCAUUCGUUUUCUUUCUGAAUUCUUAAACGAAUUUUUUGGAAAAAAAACUAUUAUAUUGAUCGACGAGUACGAUCAAUUUAUAAACCGGCUUACUUUACCGCAAUAUGUUAGAAAAGGAAAUGACCAAAGCACACUUCUGGAUUUUUAUCGUGAUUUUUUGAUUGAUUCUGUUAAAUUAAAUCCACACCGACUACGAGCUGUUCUAACAGGGAUCAUAAGAGUAACGGAUUUAACCGGAUUGUCGAAUUGGGAGACAGGAUCGGAAUUUGUGAACUUCAUUGAGCCCAGCCGUUACAGCAACUUUUAUGGAUUCACCAGGCCGGAAGUGGAGGCAAUGUUCGAAUUAGCUCAUGAUCCAAAAUAUUAGUCGACUUAUGAAAUUUUUCUGAUACAAAAUUACACGAUAGAUGAAGUCAUGGAAUAUUACGACGGGUACACAACGUAUGACGAAGAUGCCACAUCUAUAUUUUCGGUACUUUCAUUGGUGGGAUUUUUUAAUUCCGGCAUAUUGAAAUCGUACUGGGCCCGAUCAUCCUCGGUUUACGUGUUUUGGAAACUUUUUCGAUUCCCUACAUUUUAUAAGACUGUGUCGAAACUUUGUGAAGGAGGUACAGCUACGAUGGAUGUGGAUGUAAUAAAAGAUAUCAAAACGAAACAAUUAGAUCGGAUUUAUAAUUUUACCCAUAAUGAUGCCAUCGUAGAGGGAUUCAAUGCGGAAGACAACGAUGCAGUAUUCGGUCUGCUGGCUUUCAUGGGGUACGCGACGGCGGAGAAAAAUUCUCUCCAUGUAAUCGACAAGGUCGAGAAGUUCCGGAUGCGCCUGCCCAAUACAGAAAUCAAAUUCAUGCUAUGCGAACAAUUAUUGCAUUUCAACCAUCCUUGACCUAGAAAUCAAUAGCGUAGCUGCAAAUAUGGUACAAAAAUGUAAAGGAACUGGCCUAAAAGAAAAAUCGUUGGCAAAUGGUAUGAAGAACGUCCUCAUACAAUCUGCCCCCAGGUUGAAGUGAAUUGAAACGUUCUUCUAUCAGAUUCAUUCGAUUCGAUAUAGAUUCGAUGAAGUGACGAAUAUUGAUGUACUUCUUGAUGUCUUUUUAUAUCUAAAAACAGAGAGCAAAAAGGAGGCAGCGUGAAUGAUACCUAGUUGAAAAUUGAAAGUUCAGUUUAUUAUAGUUAUAUUUUCGUUUAGUUUACUUACCUCAUUUUCGUGAUUGAUCUGUCACAUUUUUAACUUUCAAUUGUGAUGAUUCGGUAAUAAAAAAUGAAUAUGUUUUUCCAUUUCAUUUAUCAAUUCUUUUAGUCGGGGAGCCCACUUAAGGAUCUAUUGCACCCCCCUCCGGUCGAUCCUCCGGGACAACUUUUUUCUUAAAGGGGGAGUCUUAAGGAACAUUUCUAGCCCUUGUACUAGAAAAAAAGUAGCCCUACUUACAAAAUGGCGGCCAUUUUGAUUGACAGGUCAGCCGAAAUCGCAGAUUUUGCAUUCCAUCACAAGACUUGC